GGGUCUUACGAUCUCCUUUAGAAGGCCAAAAAGUCUUCCUAAGCUUUAUGAAAUUCUUCAGGGGAGCAGGAAAAGGUCUUUUGCAGCCAGCUUGAUACCCUAUUUUUAUCAAGUGGAGGAGAGCGAACUCAACAUGCUCAGGGACUAAUCAUUUGUAAAACCAGAAACCAAAGUUAAAUUGAAUUGUACAAAUGACAUCAAAAAGGGAGAAGAGACGUUUUACAGAAGUGGAGUGAAAGAGGGCAAAAACAUUAUGCCUGGAAAUUGAUCAGGAUUUGUACAUGGCCUAGAAUGAACUACAAGAAGGAAAACCAUCUAGAAGUUUAUAUGUAAUAUAAAAUGUGGUAUCAUGAGUUGGAAUGAGUGAAAAGAAGAAUCAAUAGGAUUUCAUAAUUCAGUGAAAGGCAAAAAGGGUGAAAAGGGAACAGUGACAUCAUCUCUUUUAAGCUUCUGACAUGCUAGAGCCACACUGUCUUCCAUGGGACUUCCUUUGUGUACAGCUUCCAUUUAAAAGACUUGUAUGAACACGCUGUUUCAACCAAGUCCCCAAAGAAGACAUUCAUCUUCUGAACUACUGGCAGAUUUACGGAAGCUACUAGAAAAUGUGCUCUACAAAAAUGAGGGUGUAAACCGAGAAAGAGGAAACCAUGGGCUCCAGGAAACGGGGGAUCCAACACAGGAGAGAGGCACGGGGAUUUCGCAAGAUGGUGUUAAAAAGAAGUCCCAGGACAACAGAAUCCGAUGAUCUCCGAGGGGACCCUGCACUCAGCCAUCAAAGCACUCCUGCUCCCCAAGAUGCUCUCAAUUCAAUGGUAGAUGUGUGUGGAGCUGAGAGUAUCACUUCGUGUCCCCAGGAGCUUCCUCAGAUGAUGGCUGCAGCAGCUGAUGGUUUGGGAAGUAUAGCAAUAGACACAACCCAGCUCAACAUGGCCGUGACAGAUCCCACAGCCUGGGCAACAGCCAUGAAUAACCUGGGCAUGGUUCCCGUGGGGUUGCCUGGACAGCAGCUUGUGUCUGACUCAAUCUGUGUCCCAGGGUUUGAUCCAAACCUCAACAUGAUGACUGGAAUCACUCCCAUUAACCCAAUGAUACCUGGUCUGGGAUUGGUACCACCCCCACCACCAACAGAAGUGGCUGUGGUCAAAGAAAUCAUCCACUGCAAAAGCUGUACUCUUUUUCCUCAAAAUCCAAAUCUUCCGCCUCCUUCCACAAGAGAACGACCUCCUGGGUGUAAGACUGUGUUUGUUGGAGGAUUACCAGAAAAUGCUACUGAAGAAAUUAUUCAAGAAGUCUUUGAGCAGUGUGGUGAUAUUACAGCGAUUCGGAAAAGCAAGAAGAAUUUUUGUCACAUUCGCUUUGCUGAGGAAUUCAUGGUUGAUAAAGCCAUUUACCUUUCUGGUUACAGGAUGAGGCUGGGGUCUAGCACAGACAAAAAGGAUUCAGGCCGCCUUCACGUGGACUUUGCCCAGGCCAGGGACGACUUCUAUGAGUGGGAAUGCAAGCAGAGGAUGCGUGCCCGUGAGGAGCGGCACCGGCGCAAACUGGAGGAAGACCGGCUGCGGCCCCCCUCCCCGCCGGCCAUAAUGCACUACUCUGAGCAUGAAGCCGCUCUGCUGGCUGAGAAGCUGAAAGAUGAUAGCAAGUUUUCAGAGGCUAUCACAGUGCUACUUUCCUGGAUCGAACGGGGAGAAGUGAAUCGGCGUUCUGCAAACCAGUUUUAUUCCAUGGUGCAGUCAGCCAACAGCCACGUCCGCCGGCUCAUGAAUGAAAAAGCCACCCAUGAGCAAGAGAUGGAGGAAGCCAAGGAGAACUUUAAAAAUGCCUUAACCGGGAUCCUCACUCAAUUUGAGCAGAUUGUGGCCGUUUUCAACGCUUCUACCAGACAAAAAGCUUGGGACCAUUUCUCGAAAGCUCAGCGCAAGAACAUAGACAUUUGGCGAAAGCAUUCUGAGGAGCUCCGGAAUGCUCAAAGUGAGCAGCUCAUGGGCAUCCGCCGAGAAGAAGAAAUGGAAAUGUCGGAUGAUGAGAACUGUGACAGCCCUACUAAAAAAAUGAGAGUCGAUGAAUCAGCCCUGGCUGCUCAGGCCUAUGCUCUUAAAGAGGAGAAUGACAGUCUCCGCUGGCAGCUGGAUGCCUACAGGAACGAGGUGGAGCUACUAAAACAAGAGAAAGAACAGCUCUUUCGAACAGAAGAAAACCUCACCAAAGACCAGCAGCUACAGUUCCUUCAGCAAACCAUGCAAGGCAUGCAGCAGCAAUUGCUAACCAUCCAAGAGGAGUUAAACAACAAAAAGUCAGAACUGGAACAAGCACAGGGAGAACAGUCACACACACAAGCAUUACUAAAAGUCCUCCAGGAACAAUUAAAAGGUACCAAGGAAUUGGUGGAGACCAAUGGCCACAGCCAUGAGGAUGCAAAUGAAAUCAACGUGUUGACAGUUGCCUUGGUCAACCAAGAUCGAGAGAACAAUAUUGAGAAAAGAAGCCAAGGCUUAAAAUCAGAGAAAGAAGCUCUGCUAAUAGGCAUCAUAUCAACGUUUCUUCAUGUCCAUCCUUUCGGAGCCAAUAUAGAAUAUCUUUGGUCAUACAUGCAGCAGCUGGACUCCAAGAUAUCUGCAAACGAAAUCGAAAUGCUUCUGAUGAGGCUGCCACGCAUGUUCAAACAGGAAUUCACAGGUGUAGGAGCCACGCUAGAAAAAAGAUGGAAGUUGUGUGCCUUUGAAGGAAUUAAAACUACCUAACUGUGAAGAAAGGGGGAAAAAAACCCUCUGGAAAUGAGACCGUCUGCACCCGGCCAGAGCUCUGCAGUGUGGGAGCAGGAAGUUUGGGGUUGGUCCAGUCGGAACCCUGGUGGAGCCAUCAAAGCCUGACUGUAGUUACAAAUCUGUGGUGUUCUCUUGUGAGUGGAAAUGUGAUUGUGAACCAGUUCCUUAAGAUAAGCAAAGCUUCCUACUGUGACAGAUCUGUUUCCUAUGAAAACCAGACAAGAACUCCACAGUCAUAAUGGCAGCAAAAGCUUAAAAUACACUACAUUUGAGAAGCUCACCAAGCAAAAUAUUUAAAGCUAAGGAUGGCAUAGCAAUGGUUGUUGCUAGGCUAUAGAGUUGUGUAUGUAAUGUAUAGCUAACAUCAUUAAAUAACAUUUUCCUGAAAAUCUUCUGUUUUAGUAAAAAAAAAAAAAAAGAGAGAGAGAGAGAGAAAAGGAAAGAAAAAAGAAAAAAAAUUCAACACACAGUAAUUUUACAAUGAGGAUAAAUCAUACCAAAAGGAAACUUGAAUAUGUGUCUGAAUGGUUAUUGUAUUUUGUAAAUUACGUUAUAUGCUGUUCCAGGGACUUUUGCCUUAUUGAAGAGGCAGAAAAAAUGAUUGGACUCCUUGAGAAUGCUUUAUCAAGAAUAUUAUUUUUCUAAUGUAACAAUUCUCCAUCAUAAGUUCUUUUACCAUGGACUGCAUAACAAUUUUCAUAAAAUGUAAAUAAAGGAAAAACUAGUGCUACUGUCUUGUACUUGGUAUGAAACAUUCAGGUUUAUGCAUCAAAAUAAACAUUCAGUAAAUAUUCCUGUUACAAAUUUUAUAGCAAAGAUAUUAAUUUUUUUCAAUAAAUAUGACUUCUACCAUA
Molecule: messenger RNA, 3619 nt
Organism: Tupaia belangeri chinensis (Chinese tree shrew)
Lineage: Eukaryota; Metazoa; Chordata; Mammalia; Scandentia; Tupaiidae
Gene: ENOX1
Product: ecto-NOX disulfide-thiol exchanger 1
Exons: 21
Coding region: 648-2741 (697 amino acids)
Biological process (GO): ultradian rhythm
Cellular component (GO): external side of plasma membrane; plasma membrane
Molecular function (GO): RNA binding; NADH dehydrogenase activity; protein disulfide isomerase activity
Source: RefSeq, a predicted model, not a curated record